Cavia porcellus (domestic guinea pig) is the source of this 3298-nucleotide messenger RNA. RefSeq names its product minichromosome maintenance 8 homologous recombination repair factor (gene Mcm8). Gene Ontology annotation, molecular function: single-stranded DNA helicase activity; single-stranded DNA binding; ATP binding. The transcript is spliced from 19 exons. Gene Ontology annotation, cellular component: nucleus; MCM complex. The coding region runs from base 329 to 2830 and encodes 833 amino acids. Gene Ontology annotation, biological process: double-strand break repair via homologous recombination. The record is from RefSeq and is a predicted model, not a curated record. Lineage: Eukaryota; Metazoa; Chordata; Mammalia; Rodentia; Caviidae.
CGCGCCAAAAGAAAAAUUUAUAGAGAGGCUGAACCGUAUUUCGCGGUGCUGUUGUGGCGCUCUACGCUUCUCUCACUAUCCUUAGGCGGUGGCGGGAAAACUGAAGUUCCUCUGCUGCUGUUGCAGCGGGAGGGACCGGUUCUGCGCUGGGCCGUCAGGAGAGCUGCGGCUGAAGAAAACCAGACCUGGCAGGGUUCGCCUGAGGAGCUGAGGACUUCGUAGUCCCCUUGCGUUUCCCACAUAAGAGGGAGGGAGGAUCAGGCCCGAUGGAUUAGCGCGUGGCUUUCUCUGCAGCCUUACAGCUUGCAUUUGUGUUGGAAUAGACGACAUGAGUGGAAUGUACAGAGGCAGAGGAUUUGGACGAGGAAGAUUUCAAAGCUGGAAAAGAGGAAGAGGUGGUGGGAACUUCUCAGGAAAAUGGAGAGAAAGGGAACAUAGAUCUGAUCUGAGUAAAACCACUGGAAAACAAAGCUCGGAACAAACCCCACAGCCUUCGCUUCUGCAGUCAACAUUGGAUCAAUUCAUACCAUAUAGAGGUUGGAAACUCUAUUUUUCUGAAGUUUACAGUGACAACUCUCCUUUUAUUGAGAAGAUUCAAGCAUUUGAAAAGUUUUUCAUAAGGCAUAUUGAUUUAUAUGAUAAGGAUGAAAUAGAAAGAAAAGGAAGUAUUCUGGUGGAUUUUAAAGACCUAACAAAAGAUGAUGAAAUUACUAACUUGAUACCGGAUAUAGGAAAUGAACUGAGGGAUGCCCCUGAGAAAACCUUGGCCUGCAUGGGGCUGGCAGUACAUCAGGUAUUAACUAAGGAUCUUGAAAGGCAUGCUGCUGAAUUGCAAGCCCAAGAAAAAUUGUCUAGUGACGGAGAAACAAUAGUAAAUGUGCCACACAUUUAUGCAAGGGUGUAUAACUACGAGCCCUUGACCCACCUGAAGAAUGUUCGGGCGAAUUACUAUGGAAAAUAUAUCACGCUGAGAGGGACGGUGGUUCGUGUCAGUAACAUAAAGCCUCUCUGCAUCAAAAUGGCUUUUCUCUGCGCUGCUUGUGGAGAGGUUCAGAGCAUCUCUCUUCCAGAUGGAAAAUACAGUCUUCCCACGAAGUGUCCUGUGCCCGCCUGUCGUGGAAAGUCCUUCACUCCUCUCCUCAGCUCGCCCCUCACGGUGACCAUGGACUGGCAGUCAAUCAAAAUCCAGGAACUGAUGUCUGAUACUCAUCGAGAAGCAGGUCGGAUUCCACGAACAAUAGAAUGUGAGCUUGUUCAUGACCUUGUGGACAGCUGUGUCCCAGGAGACACCGUGACCAUUACUGGGAUUGUCAAAGUCUCAAAUGCCGAAGAAGGAUCUCGAAAUAAGAAUGACAAGUGCAUGUUCCUUUUGUACAUUGAAGCAAAUUCUGUUAGCAAUAGCAAAGGUCAAAAGACAGAGACUUCUGAGGAUGGCUGUAAGCAUGGGACAUUGAUGGAGUUCUCACUUAAGGACUUCUAUGCCAUCCAGGAGAUUCAAGCUGAAGAAAACCUGUUUAAACUCAUCGUCAACUCGCUUUGCCCUGUGAUUUUUGGUCAUGAACUUGUUAAAGCAGGUUUGGCAUUAGCGCUCUUUGGAGGUAGCCAGAAAUACGCCGAUGACAAAAACAGAAUUCCAAUUCGAGGAGACCCACACAUCCUUGUUGUUGGAGAUCCAGGUCUGGGAAAGAGUCAGAUGCUACAGGCCGUGUGCAACAUUGCUCCGCGUGGCGUGUAUGUCUGUGGUAACACCACGACCACCUCUGGGCUGACUGUAACUCUUUCGAAAGACAGUUCCUCUGGUGAUUUUACUUUGGAAGCUGGUGCUCUGGUUCUUGGCGAUCAAGGCAUUUGUGGAAUAGAUGAAUUUGAUAAGAUGGGGAACCAACAUCAAGCCUUGUUAGAAGCCAUGGAACAGCAAAGUAUUAGCCUUGCAAAGGCUGGUGUGGUUUGUAGCCUCCCUGCAAGAACUUCAGUUAUCGCUGCUGCAAACCCAGUUGGAGGACACUACAAUAAAGCCAAAACGGUGUCUGAGAAUUUAAAAAUGGGGAGUGCCCUACUCUCCAGAUUCGACUUGGUCUUUAUCCUGUUAGACACCCCAAAUGAGCAGCAUGAUCAUUUACUCUCAGAACAUGUGAUUGCAAUAAGAGCUGGAAAGCAGAGAGCCGUUAGCAGUGCUGCAGUAGCUCGUGUGAAUAGUCAAGAUUCAAAUACUUCCGUACUUGAAGUGGUUUCUGAGAAACCAUUAUCAGAAAGACUAAAGGUGGCCCCUGGAGAAACAAUAGACCCCAUUCCCCACCAGCUAUUGAGGAAGUACAUUGGCUAUGCUCGACAGUAUGUCUACCCCAGGCUGUCUACAGAAGCUGCUCAAGUUCUUCAAGAUUUUUACCUGGAGCUCCGCAAACAGAGCCAGAGAUUAAAUAGCUCACCGAUCACUACUAGGCAGCUAGAGUCUUUGAUUCGUCUGACAGAGGCACGAGCAAGGAUGGAACUGAGAGAGGAAGCAACUAAAGAAGAUGCUGAGGAUAUAGUUGAAAUUAUGAAAUAUAGCAUGCUGGGAACUUAUUCUGAUGAGUUUGGAAACUUAGAUUUUGAGCGAUCCCAGCACGGUUCUGGAAUGAGCCACAGGUCAUCAGCAAAAAGAUUUAUUUCUGCUCUCAACAAUAUCGCUGAAAGAACUUACAGUAAUUUAUUUCAAUUUCGUCAGCUUCGGCAGAUUGCCAAGGAGCUAAAUAUUCAGGUUGCUGAUUUUGAAAACUUCAUCGGUUCACUAAAUGAUCAGGGAUACCUCUUGAAAAAAGGCCCAAAUGUUUACCAGCUUCAAACUAUGUAAAAGGACUUUAUCAAAUCAGGACCUUCUGGGUUUAUUGUCAUUUUAAGGCAUCUCAGUAAUGAACAGUAUGCCAAAAAAAAGUUCCUUGAAAAUGUUAUUGCAAAAAAACUAAAAUAAGAAAGAAGUGUUGGAUUUGGUUAACUAAUUUAAAAAUUAAAAUGUUGUAUGUUAAUGCUUCAUAACUUCUCCCAAAGGCUAACAAUAGCUUAUUUAUGAUAUAAAUUAUUUAUAGUUAUAUUUUCGAUCUGUCUUAUUUGUAUGAAUAUUUCUUUUUUUUUUUUUUUUUUGUCUUUUUCCUUUUUAUCGGUACCAGGGAUCGAACUCACGACUGCCUGCUUGCAAUGCAGGCGCUUAUGCCACUGAGCUAAAUCCCCAGCCCCUGUAUGAAUAUUUCAUACAAAUUUUGCGUAUCAGAUAUUCAUCAGGGAUAUCAUGUAAACUAAUGAAUAAAUCUGUGUUCCAGUAAAA